UGGAAAAUAAUGUGAGAAAGCAUCACUGAGAGGGUGACAUUUGAGCUAAACUACUAGGAGCCAGUCAUGGGAGUAUCUAGGGACGGAGUGUUCCAGGAGGCAACAGCCAGUGCAAAGGUCCUGAGGUGGAAACAAGGUUGCUGUGUGUGAGGAACAUCAAGGAGGACAGUGUGAUACAGUGGAGUGAUGGAUUUGGAAUGUUUUAGGAGGUGGAGCCUCAUUGUCUUGCUCCCAGUUGGGGAGAAGGGCCACAAGGGUCUAACUGCAAGGGGGUGAGACCUAAGCCUGGUCACUUCCUUCCUUCAAGGGUAAGUGGUACCAUGCCUCCUCACACAACAUGGUGUGACUUGUAUGGAGAGAAGAGGGAGGAUCUAAACUGCAGACAUGUAGCUGUAUUCCAUUCUCAUGUAUCCUGUGCCAGGGAGGAACCUUGUCCUUCCUGUUUAAUCCUCAUUUUCUCAUCUGUAAGAGAGUAGGCAAUCCGCUAACCAAGGUUGUAAGCUUGUUAACAGAAAUACCAAUCUUCAACCUAAGUUUGUCCACUGACUAACACGAGUGCCUACCUCGAUAGGUGUGUCUCUGCCCCCGUUGGGGGCUCUCAGAACCCUCAUUACAAUGCGCUCAAGCUGUCCAUCACUCAAAUCCCUGGUGCCAGCAGGUCACACAGGGGUAGGUGCUUGUCCAUGUGCUUGGAGAAGAGAUGGUCCAACUUUGGGUCAGGGUCUUUGCGGUUAGAGGCACAGGACUCCCUUACAUAUCUUGGCUGCCAUGUGGGGCAGGCACUGCUGGAGGUGAGCAUGAGGCAGCUUGUCUGGAUAAAGAUACCAAGGCCUGUGCACAUAUAGGGGUGCUAGAGUUCCCCAGGGAAGACCCUGCGCACAUGUAUUAGUGGAGGUAUGCUCUUGUCUGGGCUCCAUCACCAGCUGGACAGUCUAGGCUGGCCCCUGUGGGUCACUCCACCCCUUCCCAUGGCUGAGAGUUGCCCCCUCUAAAUAUAGCCCAGUGGGCUGAGCUCAGGCCUAUUUUAGGCCCAGGUUGGGAGGUGGCCAGCCUUCCCCAGGCUCUGAGGAGCCGCUGCUGCUUCCAUCCUAUCCCGCUGCUGGGUGCUACUAUCAGCCCCACAACUGCCCACCGCCCACCAUGCCUGAGGACACCCAAGAAGCAGACACCUUGGCACUAACACCGAGCCCGAAGAGCAGGGCACCGCUGGCCCCAAACCACAUACAGGAGGUGCGCCUGCACCAGGUGGAGUCCAUCAGCGACCUGCACAGUGGAGGUUCACUGCGCCCCUACCUGGCUGAGGAGGCACAGCCGUGGGACGAGCUACUGGGCAUCUUGCCACCGUCGCUGUGUGUCCAGGCUGGCUGCAGCCCUGUGCACGGCAGGGGAGGCUUCCUGCUGCUUGCAUUGCUGGUGUUCACCUGCCUGGCGCUCGCCAUCCUGGCCGUCUACCUGAGCGUGCUGCAGAGUGAAUCCCUCCGCAUGCUGGCGCACACACUGCGCACCCAGGAGGAGAUGCUGCUCAAACUCCGGCUUGCCAGCCUCAGCCAGCUGCGGAGGCUCAACUCCAGUGAGGCCCAAGCACCCAGCUGAGAUACCACUUGGACCUGGAGCUUGGGUGUGUGGGUGGGGAAUAAAAUCGCUGUUGGCAGGUUUCUCCUUAUGCAUUGCUCCACACUACUUCCUUGGUACCAUACCAGAGUCCAAUUCCACCCCACAGCUACCUGCCUCUCCUGUCUUCAAGCCAGGCCUAGCCAGGUUUUCUGGUGCCCAGGUCCUGCUUUGGGUGGCCCAAGGUCAGAGGAAGGGACACCAGCCUCCUGGCUCCUUCCGUGGCCUGUCAGCAGCCUCUGGCUUCCUCCAGAUAGGUUCAGAGUCUAGAAAUAGCUGUCCCCCAACCCCAGUUGCCCGAACUUUGCCAGGCCUCCCAGCGGGGGUCCAGCAUCGGCGCUUCAAGCAGGCAGAGUAUGGGGAGGAAGGCCACUUGAGGAGCUGUUCUUGAGGUCAGACCUCCAGAUGAGAUGAGAUGGAGACGGGGGAGACCAGUGCAUGGUGAACGGCGGGGCAGGUGGAAACACUUAGGCGCUAAGGGCCACACAUGGCUGAGCAUUCAGUUUAAUUACCUCUAAUAAUCUUUAAAAAUCAGCAUAUAGAUCCAUUCCAGGUAGCCUGGCCUCCCCACCUGCUUUGGUGGCAUUUGUCCAGAUGCCAUGCCCCUCAAGGAAGUGGGUCAUCCCUGGGGAUCAGGGCCCAAGAAAGGAAAGGGACAGCCCUCUUACUGCCUGCCCCACAGCCCUGGGACAGGCACACAUCUGGCCUGGCCUGAGACAGGGCAGAGAGAGGCCACAGAGCUGUGCAGAGGCAAGGGGCCAGGGACAGGAUACCAAGCGCCCUGGCCUCCAGUCACUACCCCAGUCUGUUUUUGGUUUUGUCAUUAAAAAAAUAAAGCCACAAUUCCUGGCAGGAACAA
Suricata suricatta (meerkat) is the source of this 2470-nucleotide messenger RNA. It is a transcript of the gene LSMEM2, whose product is annotated as leucine rich single-pass membrane protein 2. NCBI's taxonomy places the organism in Eukaryota, Metazoa, Chordata, Mammalia, Carnivora, Herpestidae. The record is from RefSeq and is a predicted model, not a curated record. Bases 1141 to 1593 code for a protein of 150 amino acids. The transcript has 4 exons.